This is a messenger RNA of Raphanus sativus (radish), 1426 nucleotides long. Its product is annotated as cysteine-rich receptor-like protein kinase 10. Lineage: Eukaryota; Viridiplantae; Streptophyta; Magnoliopsida; Brassicales; Brassicaceae. Bases 133 to 1083 code for a protein of 316 amino acids. The transcript is spliced from 2 exons. The record is from RefSeq and is a predicted model, not a curated record.
AAAACCUUGACUUUUUCGUCUGGCACACGUCACAGAACCAUCCUCUGUUUUCAUUGUAAAUCUACACAAACACAGAGAAUCAAAAUUCAAAUUUUAUUUCAUCAGUAUAUCGGAAUUUCUCAAAAGCAAGUUAUGUCUUCUUGGGCCUCUUUGAUCUUUCUCUUCCUUUUCUCCUUUCUCGCUAGCUUCAGAGCUUAUGCUCAAGAUCCCACUUACGUAUACCACGUCUGUCCAAACACGACAACUUACACACGAAACAGCACUUACUCCACCAAUCUCAGAACCCUCUUGUCCUCUCUCUCUUCCAACAACGCCUCUUACUCAACCGGAUUCCAAACCGCCACCUCGGGACAAGGCACCGACAGUGUCACCGGACUUUUCCUUUGCAGGUUAGACUAUUCGCCGGAAGUUUGUCGUAGAUGCGUCGCCUUUGUCGUCAACGACACCUCAACUCGGUGUCCGAACGAGAGAGAGGUCGUGCUCUACUACGAUGAGUGUAUGGUAAGAUACUCUAACCGGAACAUCCUCUCGACGUUAAGCACCAACGGAGGAGUUGUCACGUGGAACGGCCAAAAUAUUACAUCCAGCCAAAAAGACCAGUUCAGAGAUUUGGUCUUGUCAACGAUGAACCAAGCCGCCAGUGAAGCUGCGGACAGUCCCAGAAAAUUCGAUGCUAGAAAAGCUAACUGGACUGCAUCACAGAAUUUAUAUGGGCUGGUUCAGUGCACUCCUGAUCUGACAAGACAAGACUGUUUGAGUUGCCUGCAACAGGGCAUCAAUCAGUUACCUACUGAUAAAAUUGGAGGAAGAUUUAUUGUACAUAGCUGUAGUUCAAGAUACGAGCUUUACGCAUUUUACAACGAAUCCGCCAUUACAACACCUCCGCCGGCACCACUACCGCCGGUUUCAGUUCCUCCGCCGCCGCCGGGGAAAGGUGGGAGUUCAAGUGUACUAGUGGUAGCCAUUGUGGUUCCUAUUAUAGUGGUUGCUCUGCUUUUCAUAGCUUGUUAUUGUUUCCUUGCAAAGAGGGCAAAGAAGACUUUUGACACAGCAUCUGCAUUUGAUGGUAAAGAUGUCAAUUGAAUUAUAAUCUGAUUUAUGUCAAUGUUCUAGGCAUGGAGGCUCUGGAGUAAUGGGACACCGCUAGACCUCAUGGAUCCAAUGAUUUUAGAUAAUUUCCAAAGGAAUGAAGUUGUUCGAUGUGUCCAUAUAGGUCUUUUGUGUGUUCAAGAAGAUCCUGUAGAGCGUCCACCCUUGUCAACCAUUGUUCUGAUGCUCACUAGUAAUACUGUGACAUUACCCGUCCCUAGGCAACCAGGUCUUUUCUUUCAGAGUAGACUUGGAAAAGACCCUCUUGUAACCGCUGGAACUCACAAAAAAAGAAUUUGUAAAUAGGCAAAAUCAUGUUUAACAAACUUCAUCUUAA